This is a messenger RNA of Aspergillus neoniger CBS 115656, 1192 nucleotides long. Its product is annotated as F-box protein. Lineage: Eukaryota; Fungi; Ascomycota; Eurotiomycetes; Eurotiales; Aspergillaceae. The coding region runs from base 20 to 1192 and encodes 390 amino acids. The record is from RefSeq and is a predicted model, not a curated record. The transcript is spliced from 2 exons.
CUUUCUCAGAACAAUCAUUAUGAGUCCGUCAAGGUCGGUUUAUUUUCCUAUUUGCACCCUGCCAGCUGAGCUGUUGUUACUUAUAGGCGCCUGCCUGGACUGCUCAGCCUUGUGUUCUUUCCGUCUCACCUGCAAGGCCAUACAUGACUGCACCUUUCCUCUGUUUUGCAAAUACCUGGAAAACAUAACAACAGACCUGUCUCUUACAUCACUUCAAAAACUUGACUUGUUAUCGCGGAAUCAAGAACUGUGUUCCCUCGUCCAAACAUUAAGUAUCGAUGGCACAGAGAAGGAUAUCAUAGGAUCGGGACUUACGUGGGAACAUCACCGCUCUGGACUCCUUGUUGUUCCACAAGAAUCUAUUCAAAGGUGGCAAGGAGUCUUACUGCGCCUAGUGAAUUGCCAGAGUUUUCGUCUGCACAGAUGGAAUCCGCUUGAUGACCCCGACCCAUUCGACAAAACAACCCCUGAUGAUACUAUCACAGUCCUGCUCAGCAUUUUAAUCGCAAUAGAGCGUCCAAUACGAGAGCUUAGUAUUCUAUUCAAACGGCCAGGUUUCUAUUCGCUCGACCAUCUCGACUUGUCCCGCGUUCACAACGGCCUCCUCCACGACCCAAAGUUCAUCACUACGUGCUGUUCUACUCUGGAAGCCAUCACGUUCAAGUUUGAAGUGGAAGAAGAGGAAGAGGUUAACUUUGUGGUACAUUUCAUACACCAUGCAAAGAAUCGCUUAGAACGACUGACAAUUGAUUUUUCUUUUGGCGAAUGCGCGGCGCCUCUUAUGUUUCAAAUGUCUUUGACGACACGGCCUCCCCUGAGACUACAAGAGCUGCAUCUGAUGUGUGGCAACGUAGACUCAGACCAGGAUUUGAUCAGGCUUUUAUUCUCUUCCAAGCGGACCUUGGUCAAAAUACACAUCGGCUCUUUCACAAUUGGUUCUGGGGCGUGGGCAGCCAUUUUCAGGACUCUUUCCGAAUUCUCAUCACUCACCGAUAUCUCCGUGCGUCAUCUGAUGGGAUAUACGACGCAGAGGCAAUAUGGAAGGAUACAUUUUCCUGCGCUGUUGCGGGAUCCUAUCGUCGAUCCUGUGCUGGGGACAAAGUUCUCUUAUACUGUUACAGGGCGCCCAGAAAAACCGACAGUGAAGUUGGCUGAAUAUGCAACAUUUUUGCAAGGUCAGGACAGCAACUAA